Molecule: messenger RNA, 2680 nt
Organism: Kogia breviceps (pygmy sperm whale)
Lineage: Eukaryota; Metazoa; Chordata; Mammalia; Artiodactyla; Physeteridae
Source: RefSeq, a predicted model, not a curated record
UGUCUCUACUGCCCCUGAAGAAGGGCGCGGAGCCAGGGGUGGUCUCGCCAGCGGUGGUCUCGCGGGAUGACAUCAACUCCCACGCGGUGUCGUCUCUCGCUUCCCGGGGUGGAUCUCCCCGGGCAAGGGCAGGGCAGGGCUGUCCCCAGGGAGACUGACACAGCGGGGAGGAACAGGCAGGUCCCUGCAAGUCAGGGGAGGCAGAGGAGCCUCCAAGACCUGUCCUGCAGGUUCCUCGGUGUUUCACCCACAAAACCCAAACAGCAGUGAACGCACUGGCGUGUGUUCCCGGGUCAGGGCCCCGGGAAGCUGAAGCCACCCGCCCUCACGCUGGCUCUGGAGGCCUGCACACCUCCCGCCAACGCACACUCAUGCACACACGUCACUCUCACACAGACACACGGCUACUGCGCGUAAAGGCUCUCCCGCCCCAACGGCUCACCCAGCCGUCCUGGAGGGGGUCACCCGUCCUGUCACAGCUGCUGGGGACUCCACAUCCUCCAGGAAGGGGAUGCCCCUCCUCCUGCAGGGUUCCCACGGCCCGAGCUCUUGAUCUAAACUCUGCUACACAGAGCAGUAGGCAGAGAUGAAACAGGUAAGACCGUGGGUCCAGGGAGUUCCCUAGACGGGUUUCUGCGCUGAGGGCUGACUUAGUAAACCCACGAGCCAGGCCAAGUUCACAGCUUCAGUCACCCAAUUCUACAUCCUCCUACCCCCUGGCAUCUUCAGGUGCUGCCUACUCCAGCCCAGUGCUUUCCAGUCUUCCUGCAGCUCCCAGGCAGGACUCCUCUGGGAUUGUAAAUGAAGGCUCCCCUCCUUCCUGGUGUCUCUGUAGAGAACCCUGGUCUGAAUAGAACGGAAUCAGAGAAACUGGGGAGUCAGAAAAGAGCAUUCUGCAGGGACAGGAAGCAUUCCCCUCAGCUCUAAAAUCACACUUUGAACCUUCAGUCAAUAAACAAGUCUCCGCACCACCUGUGCAACAGGCUCCGAAUGCAACCGGCUCCCUGCUUUUUGCCCGAAGCCAAAAGGCAGGCAGCCGCACCCUCGCCUAACGAUCUGCCAGCCACGCUGGGCUGGAGAGUGAUGACGCCCACAGUGCUGUUCUGGGAGAAUCCCACUCAAUUCUACCACCCUCUGCCCUCCACCAGCCCCGCCCCAUGGCAUGAGAGCUGGCCAGCAGCCCCGAGAGAGGACAGGAAGGCGGGACACAGCCCUCCCACUCCUCCAGGGCCUGCCGUGUCCACUGAGGGAGGCUCCUCUCCCCUUCCCACCCCUGUCUCUGAGAUUGGGGAAGCCCUCUUGAGCUCCCUCCCCAGCUUGGCCAGGGUCCCUGUGAGAGUCACAUGGGCAAAAGCCUCUGGGGUGCUGUGGUUGCCCAUCGGGAGUGGGUGAGGCCGGGGUGCCUGUCACCUCUCCUGGGCAGACCGGCUGCUCCAGUUCCCGCAUUUCUCGUCUGUGGCCCUCUGUCCCUCCCUAGGAGGAGGAUUUCACCCCAGGACGUGGGGUGGGUAGGCAGUCUUCCUGCUCCCUUUACUCGGAUUUUCAGAAAAGGAGGGGGUUCCCGUCCCAUGGCAAAGGCUGCCGCUGGAGCCCUGUCCUCAGACCGACACAGCCUCGGUCCCGCAGCCUGUCCCAGCUCUGACGUGAGCCCCUCGGGCGGGGUGACAGCAGGCUCAGAAGGAAGCUCCGUAGAAGGUGUGAGAGACAUGGCCGAGCAGCUGUCCACAGAGCAGGUGGCCGAGUUCAUGGAGGCCUUCGACAAGUUCGACAAGGACAAAGACGGUGCCAUCAACAUCCAGGAGCUGGGCGCCGUGAUGCAGGAGCUGGGCCUGGACCCGUCGGAGGCCGCGCUGAAGGUGUCUGUCGCCAGGGUGGAUGAGGACGGGGACGGUGUCAUCAGCUCCCAGGAGUUCCUGGCAGUGAUAGCCAAGGAGGUUCAGACCUGGGCCAGAGCGGAUGACCUGAGGACAGCCUUCCACGCCUUCGACCUGGACGGCAACGGCUACAUCAGCGUGGCUGAGCUCAAGCGGGCCAUGGCCCAGCUGGAGGAGGUGUCCCAGGAGGAGCUGGCCAUCCUCAUCCGGGAGGCUGACGUGGACGGGGAUGGGCAGGUGAACUACAAGGAGUUCGUGCGUGUCCUCACCCAGAAGUGAGGCCUCCCGACCGCCGCCUCCGCCUGCCCGACGGCGGGCCUGCUGCGUGGUUGGGCCCGGCUUCCGAGGUGGGGGCGCCAAGGGACAGCCUAGGUGGUGGGUGGGAGGCACCUCCCCGUGGGGACCCCUGGCCUCUCCUGGGCCUAGGAUCUGCUCUCUGCCCGGCAAGACCUCGUGUGCUUGUGUGAACGGGGUGCUCCCUACCUCGCAGGGCUGUUGGGAGGAGCCCCAAAGUGACGUGGUUAUCAGAAUAAAAGGGAUCUGAGCUCUGAGGUGGUGACACUGCGCUUGAACGGGGGGCGUCCAAGGGCCCCAGACGGUGGGGUUCCGUGGGGGACAUGGCUGGUAGACCACCCCUCCAUGCCCGUGGAUGAGAAGGCUGGCGAGCGCCACGGGGUGGGAGGGGGACGGAGGGGACCCGAGGGUCUGCCUGAGCUUCUGGUCAGGACCUGAGGCCGGAGCCGGGACCAAGGGCUGGGACAUACCUGCACCACAAAUGAAGUUUAUCAUUUUUUGUAUGUAGCCAA